GUAAGGUGGCUUUAAAGCACCAGUGAGUCCAUGGCUUGUGUUGGAAAGUCUUAGUCUUUUCAUCUAAAGAAAUAUCUCAUUUUUAAACAGUUGUCUCUCUUGAACAGUGUUUAGUAUUUAAGUGAGGUAAAAUAAUAUCAAAAGUGAAAGUGAAAUUCUCCAUUUCAGUAUAAAAGCUGAUCCACAAACAGCAGAGCCCCAGACCUCACCUUGGCUUCAAGAUGGCUUCGCCACACCAAGAGCUGAAACCUGGAGACCUGAUUGAGAUUUUCCGCCUUGGCUAUCAGCACUGGGCCCUCUAUGUGGGUGACGGCUACGUGAUCCAUCUGGCUCCUCCAAGUGAAUACCCCAGAGCUGGCUCCCCCAAUGCCCUGUCAGUCCUAGACCGCAAUGCAGUAGUGAAGCAGGAGCGCCUGGAGGAUGUGGUGGAAGGCUGUAACUAUCGGGUCAACAACAGCUUGGACCGUGAGUACAGACCACUGCCCAUUCAGGUGAUCAUCAGUUCUGCGAAGAAGAAGGUUGGUCAGAAGAUGGAGUACAGUAUUGUGAGAAGGAACUGUGAGCACUUUGUUACCAAGCUGAGAUAUGGCAAGUCCCGCUGUAAACAGAACAGAUGUCCUCACCUGGAAGCUGUCUCAAAAGGAUCUCAUCGGCCCAUUCUCAGGACAAGCCCGGACAAGCCCAACACCAAGAAGUGGUCACAGCCCAGAAAAAUGGAGACCCUGGGGACACAGCCAACGGCUUCUCUGGGAGAGGAUUCUGAGCCAGCCAGCGGGGAGGGGAGAAGACAGGAGAUGCCAGGCCGUAGGGGAGGCAGGAGAGCAAGGAGAGGGAGAGGAGUCCCAGGCCCUUGGGAGGGAGAAAGUGCCAGCGUGGGCUUGCUGUGAAUCUCAACAAAAUCUG
This is a messenger RNA of Cebus imitator (Panamanian white-faced capuchin), 903 nucleotides long. It is a transcript of the gene PLAAT4, whose product is annotated as phospholipase A and acyltransferase 4. Lineage: Eukaryota; Metazoa; Chordata; Mammalia; Primates; Cebidae. The record is from RefSeq and is a predicted model, not a curated record. Gene Ontology annotation, cellular component: cytoplasm. The transcript has 4 exons. Gene Ontology annotation, biological process: N-acylphosphatidylethanolamine metabolic process. Bases 222 to 887 code for a protein of 221 amino acids. Gene Ontology annotation, molecular function: glycerophospholipid phospholipase A1 activity; A2-type glycerophospholipase activity.